Molecule: messenger RNA, 1346 nt
Organism: Spizellomyces punctatus DAOM BR117
Lineage: Eukaryota; Fungi; Chytridiomycota; Chytridiomycetes; Spizellomycetales; Spizellomycetaceae
Exons: 1
Coding region: 62-1078 (338 amino acids)
Biological process (GO): dGTP catabolic process
Cellular component (GO): nucleus
Molecular function (GO): dGTPase activity
Source: RefSeq, a predicted model, not a curated record
CUCUGCUGCGUCACGUGCGAUGACAGCAUCAGAACACCCCCUAGAGUAGAGUGAUCGCAAGAUGCACCGGUCGCAAACGAUCACGAGGAGCGACGAUGGCUCGCUCACCGUAGUAGAUGGCAUCCACGGCACGGUCAGAAUCACCGAGGAUGUCCUCAUUCGCCUCAUCUACUCCCCGGCCGUCCAGCGUCUAGGGGGUGUGCUUCAGCAUGGAAUCACCGGUUUGCUCGCCAUGACGCCGCCAGUCACUCGUUUGGAGCACAGCGUUGGUGCGAUGCUUCUUGUCCGCAAACUCGGUGCCAGUUUGAAAGAGCAGAUUGCCUCUCUUCUUCACGAUAUCAGCCAUACGGCAUUGAGCCACGUUGUCGACCAUGCGUUUCGCGGAACAGAAAGUUACCACGAGCUGCAGAAAGAGAGUUAUCUGUUGAGCACUGAGCUUCCCGAACUGCUCAAGUCAUUCGGCUACGAUUGGCGGGACUUCCUCAAGGAGGAGGACUAUCCGCUACUGGAGCAAGACUCUCCAAAGCUGUGUGCUGAUCGUCUGGACUACGGACUGCGUGAUUGCUUGGCAUUUGAUAAAUUGAGCGAAUCCGAAGUCCAACGAACUCUGGAAAACUUGAGGGUAGCGGAAAAUUGCAUUGUAUGCUCGGACCCCCAGGUAGCGAGAGUUCUUGCUGAGGCAUACAUGGCCACCGAUCGCGAUGUGUACGGAAAUCCGGAGCACAUCGGCUUGUAUGAACUCGCUGGGGCGGUCAUCAAGGAUGCUGUGGAUCGAGGCUACAUUACCAAAGAGCACUUGUGGCUUCAAGAUACAGAAUUCUGGUCAAUCUUGUCAGCCAUCCCAAACGAAGAGCUUAGUACCAGAAUAGGGCUGAUUGUUCCGACCACCCGCUUUCAGGAAGUGGUUGAUGGAAGUCACGAUCUUAGUUUCCGCCCUAAGGUUAGGACAAUUGAUCCAGGAGUAGUGAGGGAUGGUGUCACGGUCCCCUUAUCGACCAUUGAUCCAACAUAUAAGCGGAUACGGGAAGAGUACCUAGCUAGUAAAACAAGGGAGUUGAAGAUGCGCGUGAUUUCCUAGGACGAUGGGUCGUUGAAUACUAUAGAUUGGUGGAUAGCACUAGAGGUGAAAGGUGCAUCAUCAACGCAUCGAUCUAUUAUAACAUCAGCUUCUUUGGUGGACGCGGCAAUGAAGUCACAAAGUCGGGUGACGAUUGACAUCUUUGUUUGGCUGCAUUUUCAAUAUAUCAUAGGAAUACUGCAAACAUUGGGUUGGGAGCACAGCCAGGACAAGUACAAGUAGCAAGUCUUUGUUAGGAAUACAUAUGUGGGCAGAAAAAAGACUGUCA